This is a messenger RNA of Dothidotthia symphoricarpi CBS 119687, 1752 nucleotides long. RefSeq names its product Zn-dependent exopeptidase. The record is from RefSeq and is a predicted model, not a curated record. Lineage: Eukaryota; Fungi; Ascomycota; Dothideomycetes; Pleosporales; Dothidotthiaceae. The coding region runs from base 380 to 1618 and encodes 412 amino acids. Gene Ontology annotation, molecular function: hydrolase activity. The transcript has 2 exons.
UGCAUCUCCACAGCGUCACGCUCAUCUUCAACCCCGGCUGUUGAACAUACCACCUACCUAUCCAAGACAAACGCAGACUAUCAUACUGCCAUGGCUGCCAAGGACCUUCUUAUCAUCGACCCCGCAUUCAUCACUGCAGACGCCGUCAUCCCACUUAUACUACUCGCCGGCGGUGGAAGACAUUCGGUAUAGAGUCUGGUUCCCCAUCCUCCCAUGACGUGCAACUACAAAUCCAGUACAACAUGACGGAGCCCGCUCUAAAAGAUGCAGAUCUUCAAGAUGCAUAAAUAGCCUCAACGUCCUUGAGAAAUUCCAGUUAGCAACCAUACCUUGAAUUUCAAUUGCCAUUGCAAGCGGAGUUGCAUCUUCCCCUAAAACCAUGGCUAUUCUCGCACCAAUCCUAGCCUUCUUCCUAUUUUCCCUAGUCAGUGCAGCGCCCCAAGCAUCACCCUCCCCGAGCUCUCUUUCUCCGAGUCCAUCUGCGUCAAACUCGUCAAUCUCUCUCACAUCGGAGGAAACAGAAGAGCUAUACAAACUCCAUGAGGAACUCGUAAAUAUACCUUCGAUCUCCGGUGACGAGGUUGAAUGUGCAGAAUACGUAUCUGAGUAUCUGGAAGAGCUUGGAUAUUAUGUUGAGAAACUCCAAGUCGGAACAACAGGCACAUUCAAUGUGUUUGCGUACUCGACAGCCCUGAAAAAUGAGGGUGUCUGGCCCGAAGUCCUCAUCACAAGUCACGUUGACACUGUCCCUCCAUUCUUCCCCUUCGAACGCCGCGAAAGAAACGGCACAAUAUACCACUCAGGCCGCGGCACAGUCGACGCCAAAGGCUCCGUAGCCACCAUGAUAACCGCCACCCAUAAGUUCCUGCAAUCCCGCUCCGACACGCCCCGCCUAGCCAUGCUCUUCGUCGUCAGCGAAGAAACCGGCGGCGCCGGCAUGCAAGCCUUCGCCGCGCACGCACGCAACCAAACCUUCCGCGCCGCCAUCUUCGGCGAGCCAACAGAAGGCAAGCUCGCCAGCGGCCACAAGGGGAACCUCGGCCUGACACUCAACGUCGUCGGCAAGGCGGCGCAUUCCGCCUACCCCUGGCUCGGCGUCAGUGCGAUUAAUUUCCUCGCCGACGCCAUCGUCGCGCUGAAUAGUCUCGAGCCUGCGCUCCCGGCCGGCGACCUCCUCGGCGCUACGACCUUGAAUACGGGACGCAUCCAAGGCGGCGUUGCGAGCAAUGUCGUCCCUGAGAGCGCAAACGCGAGUAUCUCCAUCCGCGUAGCGCAGAGCCAGGACAACGCCGUCGAGCUCGUGCGCGCCAUGGUCGCCGGUAUGCUCUCGCCCAUCGUCCAGCGUGCGGCGGACGCAGGUGCAAACUUUACCCUGACGUUUGCCAAUGCCUCGUACCCCGCGGUCAUCCUGAAUACGGAUGUUGAGGGCUUGGAGGUUGCGCCUGUGUUCUAUGGUACGGAUAUACCGAGCUUGCCGCAGGUGCAGAAGAGGUAUUUGUUUGGGGCGGGCUCGAUUGAGGUUUCGCAUACGGCGGGCGAGGAACUGAGUCAGGGGGAGUUGGUGCGGGCGGCGGAGGCGUAUGGGAUGAUUUUGAGUACUUUGUUUCCGGAAGGUUGAGGGGUGGAUGGUAAUGGCUGGGGCUUUUCUUUCGAUGUGAACAUAUCAUGUAUGGCUGCGGUAAAAAGUGCUUUCCGUCAGUACUGGAGGGAAUAUCAGAUGCGAAUAGAACUAUGCCAACAAAAGGAGGCACG